Pestalotiopsis fici W106-1 is the source of this 840-nucleotide messenger RNA. RefSeq lists its product as uncharacterized. The record is from RefSeq and is a predicted model, not a curated record. Lineage: Eukaryota; Fungi; Ascomycota; Sordariomycetes; Amphisphaeriales; Sporocadaceae. Bases 1 to 840 code for a protein of 279 amino acids. The transcript is spliced from 2 exons.
AUGGCAGAUCCCCUGAGUAUUACUGCAAGUAUAGUCGGCAUUACUGUACCUGCUCUUCACGCGGUACGACUGCUUUUAGACGACGUACAAAAGCUCAGUGAUGCUCCAAACGCGGCCCAACAACUCCGCGACGAUUUAGGCGCAGUCGAAAGCGCCAUCACCUCUUUGCAACACGUGAAUGAUGAAGAUCUGGCGAAUCUUGGCGAGAACAUUGCUGCAAACAUCCGUACUACUAUACGCAUCUGCCAAAAGACCUGCGAGUCAUUUCGCGCAGACUUGCAACGCUGGACGCGACAUUCAGAUGCUGAAAAGCUCUCUUGGCGAGAUCGUACAACUAUAGGAUUCUUCAAAGAGGGACAAAUAAAGUCCAUGUCUCAGCAACUACAAAAUUGCAAAACAACAAUUAAUAGCACGGUCGGUAUAGCCGUCCUAUAUGGCUCCAUUCGCCAAGGCCACGCGAUUGAAUCUAUUCAGGGGACGUUGCAGUCGAAACAACAAGAAAUCGUGCAGGCUGCUGGCGCGGCAGAAAGACAGCUAGCUGCUAUGGAUGAUCACACACAGCCCAACCUCGACCAUGACCAGACACUCCCGCAAAUACAGAGCACAGAAAGCACAACUAGAGCAGAGCAGAGAGCCCGAGACGACCGCGAAGCUUUACGUGUGUCGGCUGCCUUACUGAAAGAACUUUCCAUCAAAUCUGAGCGAGAAGAACUAGUCAAGGCUGCUGGACGGGAGAAAUUUCGCGCGACAACGGUGACAUUCGGAAACAAUAACUCGGGCUUCCAAGGAGGAAUCAUUAAUGGCUCGGUCAGUGGUAUCACUUUCGGCAGGCCCGCUUGA